Molecule: messenger RNA, 1311 nt
Organism: Ophidiomyces ophidiicola
Lineage: Eukaryota; Fungi; Ascomycota; Eurotiomycetes; Onygenales; Onygenaceae
Exons: 3
Coding region: 1-1311 (436 amino acids)
Source: RefSeq, a predicted model, not a curated record
AUGCUUGCCGCCAAAGACCAGGAAAACCUGGUGCACUCUCACCAGACCGUCGCCGCCGCGAAACCCCUCAACCACGACGUGCGAUCGCUCCAGCCGAAAACGCCGGGCAACAAAGUGCCAAAGACGCCCUUUAGGAUUCCGCUGAAUGACGAAAACAACCCGUUGACUUUUGGUGGAUUGGGAAAGCAAACAGCCGGACCACGCUUAUUUCAGGCCCAAAAAGAAAAUGUCGUUCGACAAGCCGGAAAGGAUGGACUCGGGGAGAAGCGGCCGUUGGCUACACCAAUGGGCAACCAGAAUCGUGCGCCAUUAGGAAUGAAAACAACGAACGCGAAAGCUUUUCAGACGCCAGCGCCGUUGGGGACCGCGAAACCAGUGAAAUCGAGUAAACGAGGCUCGACUGCCCGUAAAUUAAAGCAAUCUGCUCCAAAGCAAGGGCUCAUUUUCAAGGCGCCCAAAACUGCUGAUGAGGAAGACAAGGUCCCUGAUAUUGAAUACAUGCCGCCAAAGCCCACACCCCUUCCAGAUCAUCCUGACGAUAUUAUAUACGACACGAGCUUUCCACAGUUCAAAGGACAAAACUUUGCUCGGGGGUGGGAACGACUGUAUAAUGACGAGUACGAUGUUGGGGAAGACGGGCUUACUAAAAAAGAGAGGGAAUGGAGAAAAGACCAAGCCGUAUUUGACAAAAAAAUUGAUGACCUCAUCUUGCAACAAGUUCAGGACAUGAAGUCUCUAGAUAUUCAAGAGUUUCCUGACGAGCCGUGCAUUGAGGAGCUCGAGGCAAAACGGCUACAAGCAAUGGGAAAAACCGGUCGUCAGCCGUCUAUAAUUCAGUCUCGCACCGCAGCGAAAGCGCUUUCAAAGUUGCCGCGCCCAUCUGUUCAGCCAAAACCGCGAGUGGUUCCCACCGCGAGGUCUAGAGUUAUUCCUAGUUUAACGAGCAAAAGAAAGGCCGUUGUGCCUAUAAACCCAUCACCGAUGCGACAUACGGCCGCAGUAAUUAACUCGAGAACCACCCUAGGCUAUGCAAAGGGACGCGGCGUAUCGUCUGCUCUUCGCAAUCAGUCGUCUAAAGAGAACGUGAAAAAGCCCCCUUCCAGCACCACCAGCAGCAGCAGCAGCAUCAUCUCUCCUGAGAGAUUUAUGCAGCUCUAUGGCCCUCCGGCAGUUGGCACUGAAAUGUGGUCGAGAUGCAAGACAGCGGGUCUCUUCGAUCCUGUUGACGUGGACAAGGCGAUUUACGAUGAAAUCCCCCCAGUCACAUACGAGGAAGAUGAGGAGACAGCUAAUUUCCAGCUCACUGUAUGA